AUGUCAAAGAAAAGCUCAGACCGAUCGCAAAUUAUUCCCCUAAAUUCUAAUUAUUCCCCUAAAGGAAGAAGAAACUCUGAAGUGCAAGGGAAUCGUCUGGUCAACAAGAAUGGCAAACUUCAUCUACGAUCCUCCAACAUCCCUCAGAAGCGAGAGCGAUUCUUGGCCGAUUUCUUCACAUCUUUCAUUGACGCAAAAUGGCGUUGGGUGUUCGCGUUAUAUGCAGUGGGUUUUCUUUUCAGUUGGUCGUUUUUUGGUACCGUUUACUUUCUCAUAUUCUGGUUCAGGCGAAAAUAUGACAACGGUGUAGUUUGCGUAGAAAAGGUGGACUCUUGGACAUCUGCUUUCUUGUUCUCAGUGGAGUCACAAACGACAAUUGGAUACGGUGGAAGACAGGUCGGUAAUAAACAACAACAAUAACAACUUUUUAAAACUAUUUAUCAACUUUCACCUGUUUUAUUUUUCACAUGGUGAAUGGGUAAGGAAGCUACUGAUAGGUAAGGGUUUAAGUUAGGUUUUGUCCCCAUUUUCCAUUUUCCCGUUCCCCGUGAUCGUUAGUUGUUUUCUGUUUAAGUAACAACCAACGUUUUGAGUCUCGAGCCACGUGUAUGUAACACACAACACACAUCAUGAAAUAACCCACAAUUAUCACCUAACUAAGUCAUCGGUGUGAACGCUGGUUAAACUGACCUUAUCGAGCAGCGCUGUUUCGCAUCAGACCAAGAACCCAAGAAAGAAAAAAAAAGCGUGUAACAUGCUAAAAAAACUGAGUAUGAAAAUAAACAGAAUAACAGAGUAACAUUGGAUUUGUUCUAUUAGCUUACUUCCACAAAAAUGAAAACAAAGUACAAUUAUAUAUGCGAUUUACUAUUAAAUUGAUGGCAAGUAAACUGAAUCACCUCAUUUUUAUGGGGGGAUGCUUCAAUAUUAAUAUUUGCGUGAUGUCAGUUGUUUGCGGUAUUUUGUAAGUCUUUUCAAGAUUAGACUUUGAUAAAACCACUUAACACCAUAGCCAGAAAAAUGCCGAUAGAAGAUAGUAUGGUUCUGCACAGGUAUCAUGUUUUGAAGAUAACUAGUCGUAAUUGCAAAGCAAAGCCGACGCUUUAACGGGUUACUCAAAUCUUCACAAUGUGCUUUAUACACAGUGCUGAGCAAAGAAUUGUGAAACAUGCUGUAGAAAGCCAACUUGAUAAGUAAGCGAUAUCGUUAGAAAUAUCGCUGAAGUUUUGACGGAAUCCAUUAGGAAAUUGAGUAAUUUUAAUUUUCAAUGGUAUCGCAUUCUUUUUUAAACUUUUCGAGGGCUAUAAAUGAAAUAAGUUAUAUGAAAUAACUCCAAGAAAAGGUUCUUAUGGGAGCCCGAGAAAACAAACUUCGAAAACUUCAUAUUUCACAAAAUGAAAUCUUACGCAUGACGAUUUUACCUGUGUUUUCUCAAGUUCUUUGAAAUUUGAAAUUUACUUUCUCGGGCUCUUAUAAGAACCUUUUCUUUGGAGUUAUUUCAUGUAACUUAUUACAUUUUUAGCCCUUGAAAAGUGUAAAAAUGAAUGCGAUAAAAGGUUUUUGUCCACUGACAAUUUAAAUCACUCAAUUUGUUGAUGGAGUCCGGUCUCAAAGCUCUAUAUUGAUGGGGUGAAGAAUGAUCAGCUUUAUCCUCUUAAAAUAAGCUAACAUUGUUUUAAGUACGUUAAUAUGAUGCUGUGGGUGAGUGCAGUUCUGAAAAGAAAUGUUGACUGUUCUGAUUCCACCAAUUUAUCGAACCAAGAUCAUGUUAGAUUACAGAAACAGAGGGAAACAAAAAAGGGAUAUUGACUUUCUUUAUCAUGGCGGUUAUUAUUGCUUUGCAUAGAGCUAAAACACAUAUCAGUAAUGACGACGUCAUUAUCUUAUUGUUUGACCAAUAAUUACUUGUAACGUUAAUUGCUUUAUAAAGAGCAUGAAUUUAUUCUUGUAUUGAACAAAUUGACCACAAUUUCCUAUUGUCUAAAAUCAGAUCCUAUAGUAUCAGAAAUGACGUCAUAAAAUUAAUGCUCAAAGUUCAAGUCAUUUCACUGCACCAUUCAACAUUAUAUAGCGCUACCGAGGUUUGAAUAGAUAAGCUGUUGUGUAUGUUGAUUUGUAGUGUUUCGGUCAUUUGCCUCUUGGGUAAUAAUAAUUUUUUUCCUUUUUCUUUUUUCUUUUAAAAUAUAGAUUACCCCAGAAUGCCCCGAGGCAAUUGUGUUUCUACUACUGCAGUCCCUGGUGGGUUUCAUGCUGUCCACGUCGCUUCUAGGCCUCAUUUUUGCCAAACUUUCCCGUCCUCGUCCCAGGGCCCAAACGGUAGUUUUCUCGAAAAAUGCCGUUAUUGCUCCUUCUGAUGGAUUUUUCUCUCUAAUGUUUCGUGUCGGUGAUGCGCGUAAAAGUCAGUUACUAGAAAUUACGAUAUCACUGCAUUGUUUCCGAUUUCACACUACCGAGUCGGGUCAGGAGAUUCUACUCUCCCAGCAGGAACUACCCAUCAGCACUGAACAUGGUAUCGAGACCGGCGAGCGAAUUUCUCCAUUUCUUUUGUUACCUUUGACAAUAGUUCAUGCCAUAGAUAAUCGCAGUCCGCUCUACCAACUUGGAGCUCAAGACCUCGCGUCUUCCCGCUUGGAAAUAGUGGCUGUUUUGGAGGGCGUUGUCGAAAACACAGGCAUGGUAACUCAGGCCAGAGCUUCAUACUUGGGGGAAGAAAUUGUCUGGGGCGAAAAGUUCCAUCCCAUUCAAUUUAUACGUACCAACAAUGAGCGAAGAAUGAAAGCUGAUCUAUCUUCGUUUGACAACACGUACCGAGUCACAAUGCCAGCUCUGUCUGCCAAGGAAUACGAGGAGUCGAAGGACAAAGGGGUAGAAUACGUCGAGUUUGAACAUCCUGAAAAAGAAGACAGAAAAGAACAAACAAACUGCAUCUGCGAAUGUCAAGUUUGGAUUCCAACGGAGCAAGCUUCAGAUCUAUCCACAUAGCCUUGAAACAUCCGUUAGUAAUAAUGACGGCAAAGUUCUUUGAAACGUUUGUAAUUAACACACACAUUCAAGAAGUCUUGUUUGUAACAGCGAAACAAGUAGUAAGAAGUUAAAAUGAAUUUUUUUCCCAAGGCCCUGGACAGUAUAGGUUAAAAAAAUCUAUAGAAGUCGACGACUAAUUCGCUAUUACUUCCAGGAAAAGUCUAGACGGAAAAAGUUGACGCUAAAGUGCUCUUCAGUGCGCGCGCGCUCUCCAGAAGUCCCAGAAUGAAGGGAUGAAUACCUGUUGUCUUAUUCGAACUUGUGGUUUAACUUAGACAAACAGAAUACAACCUCAUCCCCAGAGCUUUUCCCCAACAAAAUGGGUGGUUUCCCGUUUCUCCCAUUUUCUAAGGGGAAAGCCCUGGGAACGAGGUUAAAAUCGAAUAGAAAUCUUUAUCACGUUUUUCUCAUGGAGAUAAUGAAAUUGGGCAUGUUUCGCAUUUUGAUUCAGUCAUAAUUACAUGCACGUUCCUGAGCUUUUUUCCGCUUUUGAGUCGCACUCACUACGAAGGGUCCUUUGGGCAAUUGCUUUGGUUACUUUUUUCAACUUCGCCGAAGUAACAAAGUACAAAAUCGAACUGGAAAUAUAUUACAAUAUUACGCAAAUGCGCAUAAGUACAGGCAGGGACACCUUAAAACCAAACACUGGUCAGCUCUGCAGGUUAGUGCAGGCCUAGAACACAGAAAACAAAAAUGACAAGAAGUCUCAAAACAACAAUUGAGCUUUUUCUACACAGAGGUUGAGAAAAGUCAGCAGGAAAAAACGAAACCAAUUUUGCUGCAGGGAACUUGCCCCAUGCUCUACUAGACAAAAGAGCAAUUAAACUUCGCCAGAGCUCGCCGACACUUCAAAGGUGUUUUGUAAAGAUAUCAAAUUGGCAACAAUCUUUCAACUCGACAAGGGAAAAAUAUUCUUCAGACAAAAAAAUUAGUAGUGCAUCAAACCUUUCGAAAUCCAUCCGGAUAGUGUUGCCUAUCACGCAAGACAGUCUGCGACUGUGGCCAUUAGUAUUAAGGGACGACUCACAAUAAAACCCAAGUUAUUUUUUUGUACUUUCAAUAAUUAUUUUUUACACAAAUAUGUACAUAACAGGAGCCCAUAUAGUCAUUACAUUUGUAACGUACAAGUAUCAUUGCUUUUCUGUUUAUACUGCAACUAUUUCCAGCCAUUUGGCAGCUCUUGCCUGUACAGUAAAGUUUAGCCAAAUAAAAAUUCCUCUGGUUUUUCAGUUGAAGUACAUGUUUAUGUACCGCGGAUCAGGAGGCGUGGAAGAAAAUUACGCACGUUCAUCGUGAUUCCCCGUACACCUUGGUUUACUUUAACUUUGUCAUGUAAGAAAAGGGGUAAGAAAGGAGGAAGCAGGCGUGUGGGAUGGGAGAAAAACCAAAGACGUCCUCUCUUACCUUUUGCUCCGCCCUUAACAAUCGUUUACUAGUACCAGUCUCUCGCACUUUGCGUGUUGAACAUCCCGUAACUUCUGUAAUCUUCUGACGUCUUAGAGUGUUGCCUUGGGUGUGACUCAUCCACUUAGUGUAGUCCAC
This is a messenger RNA of Porites lobata, 4566 nucleotides long. Lineage: Eukaryota; Metazoa; Cnidaria; Anthozoa; Scleractinia; Poritidae. The record is from the annotation of a GenBank genome assembly.